This is a messenger RNA of Medicago truncatula (barrel medic), 4209 nucleotides long. RefSeq lists its product as uncharacterized. Gene Ontology annotation, molecular function: hydrolase activity, acting on ester bonds. The record is from RefSeq and is a predicted model, not a curated record. The coding region runs from base 563 to 3913 and encodes 1116 amino acids. The transcript is spliced from 19 exons. Lineage: Eukaryota; Viridiplantae; Streptophyta; Magnoliopsida; Fabales; Fabaceae.
AUAAUAGUAGCUUGAUUCAUCAACUUCUAUAAUAUUGACUCUGUCACUCUCACAUGACUCCUUUUCCAACUUCCAUUCAUAUAAAUAACAACUUUCAGUUGCACCCUCCGUCCCCGCUACUCUAACGUCAUUUCUUUCAUUCUCCUCAUCUUCACCAUUCGAAUCUGUUCGAUCCAUGAUUGUAUGAAUCUUGAGUUGAUACUAGAAUUAAAUUCAACUGUGAAUUCGAGGAUCGCGAUUUGGUUGUGGCGGCGUUGAAUGAGUUUGUUGAUUAGUCAGACUACAUCAUUUUUAGUAUUUGUUGAAUUUGAAGUUCUGAUUUGAUUAGAGGAGCUUUUGUUUUUUGAUUUCGAGCUAGUGUUAAUUCAGUGAUUUUGAGAUUUCAGAGUAGUUCAGAGUAGCAGUGUGAAUUCAAUUUCAAAUAGUGCAAUAAUUUCGAGAUUUUGGAGUAGAAGCUGUGAAUUUGAUUUCAAAUAGUGGCAUAAUUUCGAGAUUUUGGAGUAGAAGCUGUGAAUUUGAUUUCAAAUAGUGUAGUGAUUUCGAAGUGAAGCAUUGUUUCAAAAUGCCAACGUUUAGAGGAAAAAUUAGGGUUGGAGUUUUGAUUAUUGUGGUGGUAGGGAUUUGUCUAGCUGCUUUAUAUGGUUUAUUGAAACCAAUUUCGAAUGGAUGUGUAAUGACCUAUAUGUAUCCGACCUACAUUCCUAUUACGUCUAUGGAAAGUGUUACACCGGUGAAGUAUGGAUUGUAUUUGUAUCACGAAGGUUGGAAAAAGAUUGAUUAUAGGGAGCAUGUUAAAAAGCUUAGUGGUGUGCCUGUUCUUUUCAUUCCGGGAAAUGGCGGCAGCUACAAACAGGUGCGGUCUUUGGCAGCAGAAUCUGAUAGGGCAUAUCAAAAUGGUCCCCUUGAGUAUUCAUUUUACCAAGAAGCUUCCCUAACACCCGAGGAAGGAGAUGCAGAUAUAAGUUUAUCCGGUUUCCAGUUACCGAACCAGUAUACUAGCAGGCUAGACUGGUUUGCCGUUGAUCUUGAAGGUGAGCAUUCUGCAAUGGAUGGUGCAAUUCUGGAAGAACACGCUGAAUAUGUUGUAUAUGCUAUACACAAGAUUUUGGACCAAUAUAAAGUGUCUUACGAUGCUCGAACAAGAGAAGGUGCUGCAAAUUCUGGGAGCUUGCCCAAAAGUGUGAUAUUGGUUGGUCACUCUAUGGGUGGUUUUGUUGCUAGAGCUGCUGUUGUCCAUCCCCAUCUUAGGAAAUCAGCAGUUCAAACUAUUCUUACACUUUCAUCCCCACAUCAAUCACCUCCUGUGGCGAUGCAGCCUUCCUUGGGUCAUUACUUUUCACGUGUAAAUUCAGAAUGGAGAGAAGGAUACAAGGCAAAAACCACUAACACAGGACGAUUUGUGUCUAGUCCAGUACUCUCUGACGUUGUUGUUGUAUCCAUUUCUGGUGCAUAUAAUGAUUACCAGGUACGGUCAAAGUUAACAUCACUUGAUAAUAUUGUGCCGCCGACACAUGGCUUCAUGAUCAGCAGUACAGCCAUGAAAAAUGUGUGGUUGUCAAUGGAACAUCAGGCUAUAAUGUGGUGUAAUCAACUGGUUGUCCAAGUAUCACAUACACUUCUUAGUUUGACAGAUGCCAGAACCGGACAACCUCUUUCUGGUUCUCGGAAGAGGCUUGAAGUUUUUGCAAGAAUGCUGCAUAGUGGAAUAUCACAUGAUUUCAACCGGAUGAUGCAAUUACCCUCUUCUAAACAGUCUAUCAACAUUCCUGACCAGAAUACAAAAGAUGACUCUGGACCUCAAAAGCACAGGUCAGUUACCUGUCCUCACAAUAUUCAUUGGAAUGAUGGGGGCCUUGACAGAGACCUAUACAUUCAGAUAAAUGAGGUUACUGUAUUAGCAAUGGAUGGUCGAAGGCGGUGGUUGGACAUACAAAAAUUGGGUUCAAAUGGAAAAAGUCAUUUUGUGUUAGUGACCAAUCUCGAGCCAUGUUCGGGAAUCAGACUUCAUUUGUGGCCUGAAAAGGGGAGUUCUGCUUCAAGUUUGCCUCUCAAUGAUAGGGUUAUGGAAGUAACAUCUAAAAUGAUGCAUAUUCCCUCAGGCCCAGCACCACGGCAGCCUGAACCUGGCAGUCAAACCGAGCAACCUCCUCCAUCUGCUGUAUUUUGGUUAGGACCUGAAGAUAUGCAUGGCUUCAGAUAUUUAACAAUCUCAGUUGCACCUCGUCCGUCUGUUUCAGGAAGACCACCACCAGCAGCAUCCAUGGCAGUUGGACAGUUCUUUAAACCAGAGGAAGGAAAUAAAGAUUUAUCUCCAUGGUUUCUGCUUCAAUCUACUUACUCUCAAAAGGAGUUGUUGUUGGAGGAAGCUCAUCCUCUAGCUGUUAAAUUAUCAUUUUCCAUUAGCUUGGGCCUUCUUCCAAUUACUUUGUCUAUGAAUACUGUCGGUUGUGGAAUUAGAAACUCUGGCCUUCCAGAAGAAGAAGCUGGAGACCUUGAAAGUAGUAGGCUCUGUAAAUUGCGCUGUUUUCCACCUGUUGCACUUGCUUGGGAUGACAUAUCUGGACUUCAUAUAUACCCAAAUUUGAAUAGUGAAACAAUUCUUGUUGAUUCCUCACCAGCACAGUGGAGUUCCACACAGCAAUCUGAUAAAACCAUUGUUCUUAUGCUGGUUGACCCACAUUGUUCUUAUAAAAGUAGCAUUUCGAUUUCUGUUGGUGCUGCUGCAAGUAGGUUUCUGCUAUUGUAUAGUUCGAAGAUUGUUGGUUUCUCUAUUGCCGUAGUUUUCUUUGCUCUUAUGCAGCAAGCAUAUUCUUGGGAUAAUAAUCUACGGAUACCGUCAAUGCUGACUGCUGUGGAAUCCAAUUUGACACUAAUGUCGCAUUUCUUUCCGCUAGCCGUUCUACCUAUUUUAUUUGCGUUGUUCCAUUCCUUCUUUAUGUCUCAACCAUUACCUCCUUUUGCUAGCUUCACCAGCAUCUCCCUAAUUUGUUAUAUCUUUGCAAACGGAUUUAUAGCCAUUCUAAUUUUGUUAUCACACUUGGUAUUCUUCGUGGCUGCUGUUACACAUAUUUUCAUCAAGACAAGGUGGCAAAUGUGGAAACAAAAUGUACCAUUUAUAUUUCUUCAAAGGUUUUGUAACCGUUCUUCUAGCUUCUUUUCUCUUAAGGUGAUUCGGGUUCUGAGAGCAAAUCCAGUACUUGUUAUAUCGCUCACUGCAAUGGUUUUGGCAUGCUUGGUUCACCCAUCCUUUGGUCUCCUUAUACUUCUCUUCGCUCAUUUUUUCUGCUGUCACAAUGCAUUAUGCAGCAGUUUCCUGACAGCAUCAUGUCGUAGCCAUGAACAAAGUAACGAAACUAUCGAUUGUAAUGGGGGUGAUUAUAAGGUGUCUGAAAGACAGAAGUACAAUUUUGAUGGUAGUUUUAACCGAACUUUUCCUUCAGAAGACAACUCCAACAGUCCAGAUUCAUCAAAAAGUUUUGGUGAAGCACAAUUAGAUGUGUUUCACCAUCGCCAUGGUUUGUUGAUAUUGCAUCUUCUUGCAACAAUGAUGUUUGCCCCAUCUGUUGUAGCUUGGUUCCAGAGACUGGCUAUGGGUGAGAGCCUCCCAUGGCUCUUGGAUUCAGUACUUAGCAUUGGUGUUAUACUUCAUGGCAUCUGCAAUUCGAAGCCCGAGUUCAAUUCGUUCUUCUUGUCUAUCCCUGGGGUCCCCAUCCGCAAUGUUAGACUAUAUAUUGUCUAUCUCAUAGCUGGAUACUGGUCUUAUUUUUCUGGUCUUGCUUUGUCUCCGGACAGAGCGUUUUAUGCUAUGGCUUCUGUUGGGGGCAUUUCUUUUGCUUUAAUGAUGAUGCAUAGAAAGAGUGGUGAAACGAAAGAGGUUACUUACGGCAGCCGGAAGCAUUCUCACCGGCACUGAAACUUGCAGAAACCAUGUUUUGUAGAAUCAGAAAAUAGGAUGGCACAUGUAAUUAUGUGUAAUAUUUUUUGUUGAUGGUGCACGUAGGUCGUUGAUGACAGAUGGUUGAUAUUUUUUGUAAUACAAAUAAUCUUUGCCGGGUAUAAUGUUUUAUCCCGACAUUUUUCUGGGCAUUGUAACAUUUAGAUUUAGAUGGUUAGGGUUAGAGUGUUUUUCUUAAGCCAGGGCCUUUUCACACGUAAAACGAGGAUAUUGUUUUGCAGUUUUGUCUAAAUAUGAUGAAAGAUUUUUCUUAA